Histoplasma capsulatum G186AR is the source of this 684-nucleotide messenger RNA. RefSeq lists its product as uncharacterized. The transcript is spliced from 2 exons. The record is from RefSeq and is a predicted model, not a curated record. Lineage: Eukaryota; Fungi; Ascomycota; Eurotiomycetes; Onygenales; Ajellomycetaceae. The coding region runs from base 1 to 684 and encodes 227 amino acids.
AUGGCCAGCCCAGAGAAUACACCGACAACAGACCAGAGCAUGAUAAGGACAUUGCCUGGUUUUCUUGGUGGUUCUGUCCUAUGGCCUAAGAAGUGGGCCACGGGGCGGGAGGCCUGGAUCGGACCACCAAACCCUUUGGGAGCAGCCAAGCAGUUUCUAUAUAAGAAUCGACGAGGGAAACAUGAGAGAAGAAAUGACCAGAAAAAGACUGAGGCCCUUGAGCUGAGUCAAGAGUUCCAGGCCUGGGCAUUUCGCGGUUGCGACAUGCCGAGUUUGACGGUGAACAGUCAAAACAUCACGGAUUGGAGCGGGCGAAAGAAAUCUUCUCACAGGACGCCGGGCCCGACAGCGGGAGUUUAUAUUCCGCCUGGUUGGACAAUCGGUUUCUCCGCGGAUAACACGGUGCAACGGCAGUGGGUAGACCCUGUGGAGAGGGCCAUGAUACUAGGCAAAAAGACCCAUCUAUUUUUUCAAUGUUGGCGCUCUCGAAAUCUUAUCAUCAUGGCCAUCUUGGACAGAAGGGACCACCGUACCUGCCAAGACCCAACGGUGGCUGAGAACUCAGCAUUUGUUUCAAAUCAGCCAAUCAGAAGCGUCACAGCGGUCUCGUUCGGCACACGGUUAUCAAGAUGCCCGCAAGCAGUAAAGCGUCUAUGGCUGCUGGAUACAGGGAAGAAGGCGUGA